Molecule: messenger RNA, 762 nt
Organism: Hippopotamus amphibius kiboko
Lineage: Eukaryota; Metazoa; Chordata; Mammalia; Artiodactyla; Hippopotamidae
Gene: C1QTNF8
Product: C1q and TNF related 8
Exons: 2
Coding region: 1-762 (253 amino acids)
Molecular function (GO): protein binding
Source: RefSeq, a predicted model, not a curated record
AUGGUGGCCUCUGCCCUCCUGCUCCUCCUAGUGCUGCCCGCAGGGGCCUGGCCUGGCCUGGGGCUGCCACGCCGGCCGUGUGUGCACUGCUGCCGCCCAGCCUGGCCCCCCGCCGCCCCUGGUCCACAUGCGCACGCCCGUGUGAGCAGUGGGGACCUGUGGUUGGGGCUGCCCCACGUGCGGCCCACCAUCGACAUCUCCAUCCUCAAAGGAGAGAAGGGCGAAGCGGGGGUCAGAGGUCGCUCCGGGAGGAGCGGGAAGGAGGGCCCGCCGGGCUCCCGGGGCCUCCGGGGCCACAAGGGCCAGAAGGGGCAGGUGGGGCCACCGGGCACCCCAUGCGAGCGCGCCUACGCAGCCUUCUCGGUGGGCCGGCAAGAGGGACUGCACAGCACCGAGGCCCUCCAGGCUGUGCCCUUCGACACGGAGCUGGUGAACCUGGACGGCGCCUUUGACCUGGCCUCCGGCCGCUUCCUCUGUGCUGCGCCCGGCAUCUACUUCCUGAGCCUCAACGUGCACACCUGGAAUUACAAGGAGACGUAUCUGCACAUCAUGUGCAACUGGCGGGCCGUGGCCGUGCUGUACGCGCAGCCCAGCGAGCGCAGUGUCAUGCAGACGCAGAGCCUGCUGCUGCCGCUGGCUGCGGGUGACGCCGUCUGGGUGCGCAUGUUCCAGCGGGACCGCGACAACGCCAUCUACGGCGAGAGCGGUGACCUCUACGUCACCUUCAGUGGCCACCUGGUCAAGCCAGACACCGAGCUCUAG